UUGCUAUCCAUUUGACAGAACGGUGAAAAAAAUCCUCAAGAGAAGUCCUACAACACAGUCAAAGAUGCAAGUGCACAGUUCACAGUUGCGUGUUCAUAGUUCCGCGAAACAAUGUGUAAUCAACUAAAAGUCAGUAAUUCGAGAAAGAAAAUGUAAAGCUUAGCAAAAUAGGUGUUCUUAAUAGCGUAUGCAGUGCAUUCUUUGGUCGUGCGUUGUGCAGGUCAAUCAUGAUUCAUCGAUACUUGCAAGCCAGUCCGCAGUGUUGUUGUGAUUGAAAACGGUGCAUUUUCAGGGCUUUCCUAUUCGCACCAUCGGUGAUAAAGAAGUUACGAUAUGUACUAACACUCAGUAGCAAGGAAGGAACAGAAUUAAGCGUGCGUGUGUACGCACAAUAGAACUGAAAGAACACUUGCCACCAUUUGUUAGAUGCUCAUGGUACCAUGUUUUGUUGCAGCAGUAGGUGGCGGUGUAUGUGUGUGGGUUGAUCCUUUGAAGCAUACUUGUUGUCAGUGGACGAAACGUCCUUUUUCGUAAGCAAAUACUUCUACUAUUGAUACGUAGGUGGCGACGACGUACUUUGUCGAUGAGUGAAAGCUUGGAAGAUAGUCCUCUAUCGGACAAUAGGAUGGACAUAUCGGAGAACACGACCUCGCACGGAUCUUCGCCUCCACUGCAGGUGGAAGGGUCUCCGGAUUAUUCGCCCGUUCACGAUUCGGAUGGCAUAACGGUGAAGCAACCGCUGUUUGCCCUGUGCCAAUCUGACUCCGAGCUCGGUAACGGCGUGGAACCGCACAACGAUGCUAACGCAACGACUGGCGCCACGACGGAAUCGAUAGAGAUUCAUAAAGUGUCUGCUAGUAAAUCGCCUUCAAUCGUGUCAUCACGGAUAACAUCAUCGACCGGGCUGACACCCGUCAGCAACCAUCCGCUGAUGAUGUCACCGACGGGAAGCGAGUCAGAUAUGUCGGAGUUUAUAGUCGAGACGCAGCAGCCAGCAGGGUGCCGGAAGGCGACCGUGCGUAACUACUAUCACUAUCCGGACGUCGUACCGGUCAGCGAGCAGCCGCUACGCUUAGCCAGCCCGUACGCAAAUCGUCGUAGCGUGGAGAAAAAAGAGAACGGAUCGAUAGUAGCCGAUGAGAAGCGUUCUCACGUAGCCAUGGUGACGCCAGCAAGGCGCGCUAAGUGCUCACCAUCGAAACGGUUGCCAGCAGUUGGGGAUGGUACGAAAGCUAAAUCCACCACAGCAGCGGCCACUUCGACGCUUGAUGUUAUCAACAAUGUCAUCCAUAGGGGUGCCGAAAGUGACCCGAACAGUGUUUCUCCCGUACGCCAGCGAGGUACCGAGGAGAUGGGUUCCGAUUUUUUCAGCACCGAUUCGGAGGUGGAGGAACCAUACGAUGAGGAAGAUGUAUCGUUAUUUCAAGCCUCCGUUACGCCGACGUUUCAAUCGGUAGCACUGCACGCUUCACCACCUCAAUCGGACGUUCCAUCGCCGACCGGUGCACAGCAAAGGCAACACAAGCAACAUUCUAAAUCGAUCUCACCACGUUUGCACCAGCGCCGUAAAGUUCCACUGCCGAGCGAUCUGCUAGUUGAUGACGUUAGUUCGAUGGAAGAUACACUCUCGAAUCAGAGCGUGGAUGAGCUACAGCAGAACCUCGUCUCGCUCAGUCCAUCGUCCUCCAUAUUGGAUGAUAAUGGGUUUAACGUGGAUAUUGAUGAAGACUUUCUCGAUCUGCCCGGUACGCCCAAGGCAACCGCUUUGUCUGCCGAUCCGGAUGUGCACGAUGUGGCGCCUGGGCGCUCCACGGUUUUGCCUCAGUAUUCAGCCCGAGAAGAAGCUCGCGAUAUACGGAACUGGCAGAAGAUUACGUUACCGGAUGGGAAAACGCGCGAGAUAGACAUGAAGGUGAUCGAACCGUAUAAGUGUGUGCUAUCGCAUGGAGGCUAUCUGCAGGCGGGUGGACAUAAUGCGAUCGUAGUGUUUAGUGCGUGCCAUUUGCCCGAUCGUUCCCGAGCGGAUUACCAUUACGUGAUGAACAAUCUGUUUCUGUACGUGGUAAAAACGCUCGAACAGCUGGUGACGGAGGACUACGUGUUGGUUUAUCUACAUGGUGGUUCAAGUCGGGGCAAUGUUCCUCCAUUUCCAUGGUUGAAAAAGUGUUACCAGUUGCUUGAUCGUCGGCUGAGAAAAAGCCUUCGUAAUCUAUACAUGGUGCAUCCGACGUUUUGGCUAAAGAGUGUUGUAUGGAUGGCACGACCAUUUAUUAGUUCGAAAUUUUGGCGUAAACUCGUGUACGUAACUUCGCUGGAAGAGUUGUAUAAGCUGGUACCGGUAGAAAAGGCCGCUGUACCAGACAAGGUGAAAAACUACAACGCACGGUAAAAUAAUACGUUAUGUGUUACUGGUUUUUGGAGAAAGAUGGUAUGUUUCCCUUCAUUUUCCUAUGUCUGUUUGUUUGUUGGUUUUGGUGUUCUCUCUUCGAGGACGAGUCUAUUGUGUAUUUGUUCCGUAAAAGGAAAAAAGCAAAGAAAGAUCUCUCUUUUGUUUCUUGAAUAUAUUAAAUAUUGGGAAAACGUAAAUUAAUGCAAAACCCCUUCGUGCCGUCUUCUAUGACUACGCACUAAAUCGACGAAACAAGCAAUGAUAUCUUUAAGAUGUAGUUGGAAUCAACACAUAUGGUCCAGAUGUAGCAAAAUAGGGCGAAAUCUGCGUAGAACGUAGUGCACUGGUAGUUAUGAAAAAGCACUUUUCAUCUCAGUCCGCGGGCCGCUAGUGCCCAUGGGCGUCACUAUCAAUCAAACGAACGUAGAAUAAAAUUCGAUCAAUGGGUACAGUUUGGUGUUCGAUCGUACCGUUGUCCGUUGUGCGUAGACAAAUGAUACCGAAACGAGAGAAACAUUGUUUCUCACGCGUUUCUAUAACGCUAUGGUUCCAGGAACUCUGCGUGCGGGUUGUUAGUAAAUCCUGAAGAUAUAGAAGGAGAGUAUUAUUAUCGUGAAUAGUUAUGUGAGUGCAUAUCGAACUGCCUAAAGAAUGGGAUACAGAUAUCUGAUCUCGGCUAGCGUGUAGUGAAUGGCUUGUUGGAUGUUAGAUUGUGCAAGUCCUAAGAAACAAACGAUUCUAUGACGAUUUCUCUUUGGUUUUUAAACCGAAAAAAGACGAGUUUCUUUUCGCAAAGCGUCUUUAUUGUUUCUGGUAUUAUUCUACUGAUUUCAUUGUGUUUCGAACGAUUGACACAACAAAAUUCCGUCAUAAAAACUCGCAUAUACAAGGAAUACAAAAAAGACAUUACCAAAAAACUGUUAGUUCCCGUACGGGAUGGAACUGCCUGAUCGUUAGUGAGGUAAGAGAAACUAUCUUGAAGUCCACAAAAGCUCUAGUUGCCGUGGCGUAGCCUAAAUGAGCUGAGCGUGUAUGGAGAAAGAGGGUAUCGAUAAUAACCUAUUAUUUUGUAAGCAAACACAACAUUAAGCAAUGCAAAAACAAUAAUUAUAAAUGGCCGGAAAGCAAGGACCCCGCAAUGGGUCCGGCAAACAUUAGUUAAUCAUCAACUGUUGGCACUGUUGUAAACACAUGCGUUGCAUGUACCUAGUUUAGUACUGAAAAGAUUCCCACAACUCUCAGUAAUGAUUUCAUUGGUAAUGUUUUUGAUGAUAGAAUUGCAACUGAAAAGGUGCGGUUAAUAUGUCGAGAAGGAGAAAAAAACGGUUUUGACAAGAAAUAUCAUACAUUAUGGAAACGAACUGCAUUGCUGUAAAGCAAGGGAAAACUAUGUGUCGUUGAAUAAAAUUGUUGAAAAUGACCAAUAUUUAGACAGUUAGGAAAAAGAGGGAGAGAAAAAAAAACAUUCUUAUUUGGACAAAAUUGUUCAACUGUUUCGCAUAGCAGAGUUCUCUUCGUAAUCCAGAAAAAAAAUGUCCAGUACAAAACAUAAAAUUGACUGCUAUUUUAGUCCAUUAGGCAAAACUAAUCGAUAUGAAAAUCCUAAAGCAGAGUGCGCUCUUUGUUUGUAUGAGCACGCAGAAGGUUUGAGUUAGUUCAAUGGGUUAGGGAUUGGGUUAAGUGUGAGCAAGAAGCAUUUAUAUAUUCUAAAUGUUCGUAUAUUGUGAGUAGUAGUGAAACAUGUGAAAAACAGAAUGAUGUGUUGUAAGCAAACAUGAUGUUAGGAGGUAACUUUAUUACGAUCUAAUGGACCUAUAUUCGUAAACGAUGUGUUUUCCAUUACAUAUUUCAAUUAUUUUUUUAAUGCACUUAUUCUAACUUACUGUUCCGUGCAAUAUUACUUGGUCGCUCUAAUGCAUACAAGAUGGUGCUAUUGAGCUCUGAUAUGCUUUUGACUCAUGCCAGUAAGUCGUCUGAUUCAUUUUUACCUUUUUAUUCUCUUCAAAUUAAGCUAAAGUUGAUUACUUAUUAAUAUGUCUGAAACUUAGAUUUGUGUAGGCAACGAUUGAUAUUUGAGUUUAGUGAAAUUUAACAAAAGCCACCGAUCAAAGUUCACCUCCUAAUACGUGCUACGAUCUCAAUGGGAGCAAGACUAUGUAUCGAAUCGUGAAAAUAAACCUCCAUAAUUGUAGUGUUCACGCA
Molecule: messenger RNA, 4591 nt
Organism: Anopheles funestus (African malaria mosquito)
Lineage: Eukaryota; Metazoa; Arthropoda; Insecta; Diptera; Culicidae
Product: protein prune homolog 2
Exons: 4
Coding region: 584-2389 (601 amino acids)
Cellular component (GO): cytoplasm
Source: RefSeq, a predicted model, not a curated record